Molecule: messenger RNA, 1767 nt
Organism: Cyclocybe aegerita
Lineage: Eukaryota; Fungi; Basidiomycota; Agaricomycetes; Agaricales; Hemipholiotaceae
Source: the annotation of a GenBank genome assembly
AUGUCUGCUCGUCAAGUCUAUGGUCAAUCCUCAAGAAAGCUCGUACUUGCCUUCGAUGUGGGGACAACCUACAGUGGGAUCUCGUACAGCAUCCUUGAUCCAGGUCACAGUGUCAGUGUCAAAGGAGUGACGAGGUUUCCAGCUCAGGAGCACAUAAUGGGAGCGUCCAAAAUCCCAACCAUCAUGUAUUAUGAUAAGCAAGGCAAAGUUCGUGCAGCCGGGGCUGAAGCUAUUCGAGAAGGUAUCGAGGAAGAGGCGGAAGAUGGCGGAUGGAUCAAAGCCGAAUGGUUCAAACUCCACCUUAGCUCAAAGGUGACCAACAUGCGGGACAUUGCCCAACGCAUACCACCGCUUCCACCCAAGAAGACCGUCGUCCACAUUUUUGCCGAUUUCUUCCUUUAUCUUUUCGAUUGUGCCUCAGCCUAUAUCCAGGAUACUGAGCCGAACGGGCAAGGGAUGUGGAAUUCAGUCAGAUCUAGCAUCGACUUUGUUCUGUCGCAUCCGAAUGGGUGGGAAGGCAGGGAGCAAUCACAGAUGCGCCAGGCCGCUGUUCUUGCAGGACUGAUACCUGAUACGACUGCUGGACAUGCGAGGAUUUCCUUUGUUACAGAAGGAGAAGCAAGCCUCCAUUUUGCAAUUGAAAGCGGCGCAUUGACAAGCGUGGUCAAGGGCCACGGCGUGGUUGUUGAUGCUGGUGGAGGGACCAUUGACAUAAGUACCUAUCGGCACGAUCCUUCGCAAGUUACUCGACUAUUCCAAGAAGUCGCAGCUCCAAGAUGUUUCUUAUAUGGUUCGGUGUUCGUCAGCAUCCAAGCGCGCAUAUUUCUAGAAAAAUUUCUGGAAGACUCCGACUUCAUCGAGGACCUCGAUCACAUCAUCCAGUGUUUCGAUAGGACGACAAAGCUACGGUUCAAACACCCUGAUGAACCACAGUACAUUAAGUUCGGAUCGUCGCGCGAUAACGACCAGGAGCACAACAUACGAUUUGGUCAAUUGAAAUUGGCAGGGAAAGAUGUCAUGGGGUUUUUCGGUCCUUCUGCUACUUGUAUAGUGGAUAUUGUAGGUGAGCUACGCUGGAUGGCUUCCGCAAACGUGUCGCACAUCGUUCUCGUGGGUGGGUUCGCCGCCAACGACUGGCUCUUCCAGGAAGUCCGCACCAAGGUUAACCAGCUUGGACUAACCAUCUCUCGUCCAGAGAAUCAUGUCAACAAGGCUGUCUCGGACGGAGCAAUCUCAUUCUAUCUCAACCACUUCGUGCGCACGCGCAUGUCAAGGUUCGCAUUCGGAAGCUUUGGAGCAGUUAUCUUUGAUCGUCGAAACGAAGGACACCUGAAACGGGCUCACAAGAAGACUACGUAUCCCUCAGGCGAGAUCGUGUUACCUAACCAUUUCACCAUGAUCCUACCCAAGAACACCCAGGUAUCAGAAAUGACAGAGUUUAAGGAAGAGUUUUAUGAAGAACACCCGAAUUUGGCUUGCUUUCAUCAUAUAGAAUCAGAAGUAUGGUGCUAUAGAGGAGAGCUCGAAAAUCCCGAAUGGAAGGACGAAGAUCCAGUAAACUACCACCUACUCUGCACCAUUUCGGCCAACUUGUCGCACCUCCCCAUCAAAAGGCGAAAUCGAAAUGGGAAGGCGUAUUACCGCGUCGAUCUUGAGCUAAUUUUGCUUUUCGGCUUAACCGAAAUGCAGGCGCAGAUUGCUUGGAAGGGGAAAUCGGGUAUGCAACGAACUCCAGCGAGGAUUGUCUACCCUCCGUCCGAUGAUUGA